UACUCCAAAUUGUGAGUUUGAGGUAUUCAAAAAAUAUUAUUACGGACAAGUGUGUACAAGUGACGGGUUUUAUUAAUUUCAAAUUGUUUGUCAUUGAAAAAACUACCGUGCCGCCACUGGUGUUUUCUGUCAAUUGUCAAAUAAAUGUCAACUGUCAAAUGUCCAAAAUUUUCCUAAAAAUCGUUCUAAUCGACGAAAUUUGGUGAAAGAGUGUUUUUCGGGCAUCCCUAAAGUGAGUUUGUGUGUUUCGGGGCGCCAUGAAGUGAGGAGGCUGCUUGCCGGUAAGCCAACAGUCUCAUAUGCCGGCAACGUCAAACGUAAAUAUGGUAGCGUCAAGUGCUUCGCAAUUUUUCCUCCACACCUCGCGAACUCUGUGUGAAAAUGUCUAAACAGGUCAAACGCAAAAUAACCGUGAACCUAACUCCGAAAAGCAAAGAAGUCUCGAAGCCUCGACCCAGCGUGUUCGAGCGACUCGGCACCAAAGCCAGUGCAAGUCAAGACUUUUGUCACCAUUGGGCCCAAAGCGGCACCUGUCCCUACGGAAAAGGCUGCAAAUACUCGUCGACGCACACUCUAAUCAGCCCCUCGAAGCGGGCGGCCAAGACCCAGCGCAAGGACAAUGCCCACAAGCGGGUCCAUCCCGGAAACCCAGACGAGGAUUGGGAGCAGUGGGACCCGGAGGAAUUAGCCGACGCCGACCCUGAUGAUCUAGAAAAACGCAGACAGGAACUGCAAAGAGAACUCGAACUCCAAAUGAAAAUGGAAAACAAAGCGCGCAAAAAGGACAAAAAGACGAAAAAGGAGAGCAGUCCCUCGACGGAGAGCUCCUCAUCGUCCUCGGACUCGACCUCGUCCAGCGACGACUCCACCUCCAGCAGCUCGUCGUCCAUUGAAACCCGCAGGAAGAAGAAUAAGAAAACCAAAACUAAACGCGACUCCUCGUCAUCCUCCUCGGAACGCCCCCCGAAAAAGAAACCAAAAACUAAAAGAACCUCCUCGAAAUCGUCACAACGUGCCGAAAAAAACAAAAAAACAACAAAAACGUCCAAAGUCAAGUCUCCAACGCCACAACGGAGCAGAAAACAAUCACAAACACCACCACCGAAAAUCAAACCGGGGGUUCCCCCAGCAAAGUCCCCGAGACCCACGAGUCGCUCGAGUGACCGUAAGGAAAAACACCACACACCGUCCCCAAAACCCAAAGAGAAAGACAAAGAAAAGGAACGCGAGAAGGAGAAAGAACGUGAGAGGGAAAAGGAGAGAGAGCGUGAGCGGGAAAAGGAACGCGAAAAGGAGAAGGAAAAGAAUAAGAAAGAUAGGGAGAAAGACGACCACAAAAAGAAAGAAUCAAGAUCACCGAAAAGAGACAACAGAUCAACAAAAAAAAGGGACACUCCCGAUUCAUCCCAUUCAAGGGAUAAGAAAAGUUCACCAAGUCGCUCAAAGGGCAGCACCAGUCGAAGGGACCACAAGGGUACGCCACCAAAAGACGAACGAAAUCGUGAUAAAAAAGACGAUAAGGAUAGAUCUCGCACCAAGGAUGAUAAAUCACGCAAAUCGCGCGAUCGUGAACGAGAACGUGAACGUGAGCGUGAACGUCGUCUUGCACGUGAAGAACGUGAAGCUGCACGUGAGAAAGAACGUGAAGAGGCAUUGGCUCGUUGUCAGGAGCGUCAGCGUGAACGUGAACGUCUCAAAGAACUCGCAAAGAAAGAGGAGGAGAGAAGAGGUCGUGAACGUAGUCGACGUGAAGAUCGAGGACUUGAUAAACCAUCAAGUGAUAGAGUUGAAAGAUUAUUACCAUUGCCUGAAGAUCGUGUACCACCGAGUCGGAAACAUUCGAGUGAUCGACGUGAACGUGACAGAAGAGAACGAACACCGGAACGAAGAAAAUCCCCAGAGAGGAGAGACGAAAGAGGUUAUGAUAGAUCAAACGAUCGGAAUUAUGAUAGGGAGUCGAGGGAUCGGGAUUAUGGAACGAUUCCGGCAAGGUUGAGGGAUACAGAAAGAAGGAUCGAGGAUAAGGAAUAUGACAGUCCGUAUGAUAGAGCGAGACAUGAUGAUCGCAGAUAUCUCGAUAUUGAUUAUAAUGAGAAUUCAAGAGAGGAUAGAUUAGCAGAAUAUCCUGAUGAUCGACGAUCAAGACGAGAUUUAUGGGAUUCACGAGAUGACAGAGAUCUAGAUUUGGAACAACACAGGAGAUAUAGAGAGGAUUCAAGACCACCAGGAUCACUGAAAGGAAGGGAAUGGGAAACGGAUUAUCCAGAUCAUGAUUGGGAUCGUGCAAGACGUCCCAUUGAUUGGGAAGGAAGAGAAAAUUGGGAUGCUUCAGAUCAUAAACAUUUAACAGAGGAAGAUUGGAGGUUGUAUAAUUGGGCUGGGGAGGAUAGGAGACGAUGGCCGGCUGAUUGGAGGGAGAGGUCACGACCUAGAAGUUCAACGUCUCAUAGAGAUGAUGAGACAAUGUCAGAAAGCCGAAGAAAGGAGCUUCCACCAAGACAAGACCCUCGUUCGGACCGUUCCGAUUCCAAAACGUCAUCAAUGCCAGAAGUGGAACCCAAAAAGGAAACCACCAAACGGCCCGCUGAAGAACCACCAGAACUCCCUCAAGAGCCGAAAAAACCACCCAUUGAGCCGGUUUUAGAAGACGAUCUUAGUGAAAUCAGUGAUGAUGCUGACGAUAUCCUCAACCGAGAUGAGGAAGUGUCUGAAGCGCCACCAGACGAAACUUUGGCCGAACAAACUGAAACUUUAUCAGUUAAAGAGCAACAAAACUCGGCCGCAUCCCAAAAAUCCCAAUCGCCGAGUCGUUCCCCGAACCGAAACGAGUCAAUCGAUGAGGAAAACAUGGAUUUGGACUUUGAGGAGAUCUCGGAGGAUGAGUUGGAAGAGGAGUCUCGAGUGAAAGGCAUCGGGGAUGCUUUGGGAGUGGAUUGGGCGAGUUUAGUGGCCGAAUCCCGCCCCCGAGUCAAGCCGAUGAGUUCGGCGAAAAGGCGCUGGGAGAGUCAUAAUGUUCUUGUCAAUCUUGGGAUUUCGGUUGAUUUAGCUGGCGAAGACUUGGUUAAAGACAUAUUAAAUGAGCAUGCGGAGGCUGAUAAUGAAAAUAGUGUGAAUGGUGUUGGGGAAAUUGUCAUUGCGCACCCCAUUGGGGCUAUACAAGUGGCAACUCGGGACAGGGAAGCCGUCAGAAAGGCACUAUUUUCUAAUGUUGGGCCCAAUUGUAGAGCGCUGUCGGCCCGACGUGACCUUAUGAUACGCAGACAUUUGUGUAAUUUACCCUUGAAGGAUACGUAUGUGGAAGCCCCCAAAAGACACGACCCGGAUUUAUUAAAACUAGCAGUGCAAAUGUUUGAACGGUGUUUAUAGUCUUAAAGCUUCAGUUUUGUGUGUUUUGACAAAUAAAUAAGACAGGUCGGUUCCAAGUUCGAUUUCUUGAGGAGCUUUCCCUCUGGAAAUAUAAUUGAGUUAUUUUUUAACAUGUUUCAAGUGUGAUGAUAUACUUAAUAAAUAGUCUUGCGUU
Molecule: messenger RNA, 3520 nt
Organism: Tribolium madens (black flour beetle)
Lineage: Eukaryota; Metazoa; Arthropoda; Insecta; Coleoptera; Tenebrionidae
Product: fl(2)d-associated complex component-like
Exons: 3
Coding region: 382-3366 (994 amino acids)
Cellular component (GO): RNA N6-methyladenosine methyltransferase complex
Molecular function (GO): metal ion binding
Source: RefSeq, a predicted model, not a curated record